Molecule: messenger RNA, 2034 nt
Organism: Pristis pectinata (smalltooth sawfish)
Lineage: Eukaryota; Metazoa; Chordata; Chondrichthyes; Rhinopristiformes; Pristidae
Product: serine/arginine-rich splicing factor 6-like
Exons: 6
Coding region: 155-1207 (350 amino acids)
Biological process (GO): mRNA splice site recognition; alternative mRNA splicing, via spliceosome
Cellular component (GO): cytoplasm; nucleus; ribonucleoprotein complex
Molecular function (GO): mRNA binding
Source: RefSeq, a predicted model, not a curated record
CGUGGAGGGCAGGUUUGGCCUACGCGACGGUUGGCGCGCUGUUCCCAAGCGGGAGGGAGGGCGUGCGCCUGAGCUUCCACGUUCCCCGUGCAUCGGCGCGGAGCACAAAGGCGCCCGGGGGAGCCGCUGGCGCGCUCGGAGCCGAGCCGCAACCAUGCCGCGCGUCUACGUCGGGAGGCUGAGCUACCAAGUCCGCGAGAAGGACCUGGAGAGGUUUUUCAAGGGCUACGGGAAGCUGCUGGAGGUGGAUCUGAAGAAUGGAUAUGGAUUUGUUGAGUUUGAAGAUUCGCGUGAUGCAGAUGAUGCAGUUUAUGAACUGAAUGGGAAAGAGCUUUGUGGCGAGCGGAUAAUUGUUGAACAUGCAAGAGGACCACGGCGUGAUGGGAGCUACGGUGGUUAUGGUGGUGGAGGUCGCAGCAGCAGUGGUUAUGGAUAUCGAAGAAAUGGAAGAGAGAAAUAUGGGCCACCUGUCCGAACAGAGUUCAGGCUCAUCGUUGAAAAUCUUUCAAGUCGUUGUAGCUGGCAAGAUCUAAAAGAUUUCAUGAGACAAGCAGGUGAAGUGACUUAUGCAGAUGCUCAUAAGCAACGUAUGAAUGAAGGUGUCAUUGAAUUCAGAUCUUACUCUGAUAUGAAACGGGCUUUGGACAAGUUGGAUGGCAGUGAAAUCAAUGCAAGAAAGAUACGAUUAGUUGAAGACAGACCCCGUAAUAGACGCUCUUCCUCUGGCAGUCGAUCUCGAUCUAGGUCUCGAAGUCGUCGUCAUUCUCGUAGUAGAAGUCGUAGGAGUAGCCGAAGCAGAUCUGGCAGUGCUUCAAAGAGCAGGUCACGUUCUCAAUCACGAGGCAAGGGCCAUUCCAGGUCCAAAUCAAAGACACCUGAAAGGAAAUCCAGAUCAAGAAGCAAUUCCAAAGUCAAGUCUGAUCAUGGCUCUCGUUCCCGGUCUCCAAGUAAAUCAAAAUCUGACUUAAAUAAUAAGUCAAAAAGCAGAUCUAGAUCCCCUCAAGUUAAUGGUAAUGGAGAUACUAAAUCAAUAUCUCGUUCACAUUCAAAGUCCCGCUCGAGAUCAAGGGAAGCAUCUGUUCCAAUGUCACCAAUGAAAUCAAAGCCAAAAUCAGAAAACUUGUCUCCAUCCAACUCUCAUUGUAGAUCAGUGUCCAGGUCAAGAUCUAGAUCAAUGUCUAGGUCCAGAUCUGGUUCUAAGGAUUAGCAAUAAACUUCUCAUGACUGAAGUAUGCUGGAAGUUCUUCCUUACAGUAGCUGUACAUGUAAAUGCAACUUUGAGACUCCAGAUUUUUCCAAACUGGUGUUUUUCUUUCUAGUGUAGAGUGCAGUAUAGGGAUGAUUGUAUAUAAACCUUCUGAUCACUAAAUUGGUAAGCAAUAUGGGCAAAUACAGCAAUGUUGUUCCCCCCCCCCCCCCACCACCACCCAAUAUUAAAGCUAAAGAAAAAUGUGCUAUUUGAGGGUAGCAUUGAUUCUUUUUUUUAUUUCCCUAUUUUAUUGCUUUGAGUGCUGCACAAAAUAUUGUGCAUGAAGAACUGCCACAAAACACUGAUAGUUACACUUUAGUGCCAAAACCCUACUUUUUAAAUAUACAAGUAAUGUUAUUGAACUUGAGCUCAAAUGACCCAAUUAAACUCCCUGAUAUGACGUUUGUGGAGUAGGCAAAGGAAUACUUCAAUGGAGAUGGUAAGGUCAUAAUUGUGUAUAAUUCUUCCUAAAAUGCCCAAUGUCAAAAUGUUCUCCACUUUGUGGCAGUUGGUGUAUAUAUUGUUUUGCCGUACAUACUAAUGAUGUAAUCUUGUCAAGCUUACAUGCAACUGAAUAUAGCUUUGUAAGCCAAUGACUUAAUAAUAUUGCACAUUUGUAUGGUGCGCAAUCAAAUAUGCAUAACUCUCCACAUAAUAUGCAAGUAAUCUAUUGUAAUUUAGGUUGUUGAUCUUUGUGCAGGCCAGCAUUUACAAAUGCAUGGAUUUUUUUUACACCUGGUACAUAUUUGAAAUAUGCAUGGUUUCAAUAAAAUAUUUUAUUGCAA